Molecule: messenger RNA, 1005 nt
Organism: Arctia plantaginis
Lineage: Eukaryota; Metazoa; Arthropoda; Insecta; Lepidoptera; Erebidae
Source: the annotation of a GenBank genome assembly
AUGCUUCAUCGAAGAAUUUUCAAAGACGGAAGCAAGGCGAUGCGGUUCCUGGGUAUCCGGAUGUGCGUUCUACUGAUGCUCUUGGUCGUAUGUAUACAGUUCAUCCAAAGAAUGAUGAAUGUUUCUAUUUGCGGUUGGCCAACGUCAUUUGAGACACCACGGACUGUUAAUGGUGUAAUAUUCCCAACAUAUCGUGCUGCAUGUGAACAACUGAACUUAUUAGAAAACGAUACCCAUUGGGAUACGACAAUCGCUGAAGCUAUUAUCUCUUCAUCUCCAAGUCAGAUACGCACAUUAUUCGCUAUCAUAAUUUCGACAUGCUUUCCAUCAAACCCAUGUAACCUGUGGCACAAAUAUAAGGAUAAUAUGUCAGAAGAUAUUUUACAUCAAAUUCGUAUCACUUCCAGAAAUCACGAUGUUGAGAUGAAUGAGGAGAUACAUAAUCGUGCUUUACUCUUGAUCGAAGAUAUGUGUUUCCUCAGGUGCUGUAGUUUAUUAAUCAGGUUAGGAAUGCCAGCGCCCAAUCGUGAAAUGAAUGACGCAUUUAAUCGAGAAUUGGAACGGGAACGUGAAUAUGAUCACCAGGAAUUAGAUUUAGUAGUUCAAAAGAAUGUACCCCUGUUGAAUUCCCAACAAAAGGAAGUUUAUGAUACUUUAAUGAGGGCAAUCGAUGGUGGAAAUUGUGGUUUAUAUUUCCUAGAUGCCCCUGGUGGAACAGGUAAGACAUUCCUCACGUCAGUAAUUUUAGCCACUGUUCGCGCGAGAUCCAACAUAGCGGUUGCAUUUGCUUCUUCUGGAAUAGCAGCCACAUUGUUAGAAGGAUGCUGUACGGCUCAUUCAGCAUUAAAAUUACCGUUAAAUCUUCAAACUAUUGAAGAACCAACGUGUAAUAUUACGAAAAAUUCAGCAAUGGCCAAAGUAUUAUCGGCAUCGAAAAUCAUCAUCUGGGACGAAUGCACAAUGGCGCAUAAACGUGCAUUAGAAGCACUUAACCGAACAUUGUAA